AUGGCGGCAAUGUGGAGAGGUGUCCCCGAGUUACACGUGGCGAUCCACCGCGGACAGUUCCACGAUGCCCGCCAACUGGUAUCGGCGGGAGAUGACGUGAACUGCCGGGAUGCGAACCACCGCACGCCCUUGAUCCUGUGCGCGUUGGUGGAACAGGAGCAGUGGGGUGUGGGCAUCGCUCGCAUGCUCCUGGAGAUGGGGGCCUUAGCGGGCCUGGUUGACAAGCAGGGCCGUAAUGCGCUUAUCUACGCCUGCAUCUACCGGCGCUUGGAGCUGGUAGAGGUCCUUUUGAGUGCUGUGGACUUUGACUUGAACCACCGAGACCGGUUUGGCAACACCGCUCUCUUCUACGCCGCCUCGGGGGGCAACGCCGACGUCGUGGCCACUGUGGUCAAGAAAUUCAAACACUUUGGGGAGACGUUGGACAAGCCCAACAAAUUUGGCAUGACGCCCCUGCUUGAGGCGUGUCGCCUGGGACAUGAAAGGGUGGCGAGGACUCUUGUCGAAAACGGCGCAAAAGUAGAACGCAGGGACGGCGUACGGCACUGGAAUGCCGUCGAUUGGCAGCAGGAACACGACAGGCAUGUGGAAGCCACCAACAGGGCCAGAAACCGCUCUUACAACAAACCCUGGUUGAGCACGAAGAACACCAGCGUUGGCAAGUCUGAGCCGGGUCAGCUACGUCGAGCAACCAGCCUGCCAGGCAUCAGUGGGUCCGACUGCCACGGUCUCAGCGACGGAAGAUCGUCCUCGGAAAGCAUGGACCCCAUCGUCCCUGAGCGGGCUCAGAGCGUGCCGAGACACACUCUCAGCCGGGCCAAGACCAUGUCGGUCCUGCCGACUUUGAACUCGGCCAAGCUUGUCGGGGUGACCAGGAAUUGGAUCAGCGAUACAGGAGGGAAGGAGCUGAUCCGGGCCAAGUUUUACCCCUCUCCGGCACCUUUUGCUAACCCGCAGCUCACCACAGACGCAGAAAGGACGCACAACGCCUACGGUCAGUGGAGAAUGACCCAGAACCUGCAUCCGGUUAAUUCGCUGAGCUCAAGGCAACACAACCAAAGUGACAGUGCCAUCUGGCAAAAGGAAUUUCGACAGAUUUUCAAGCGGUAUGAAAACCAAGUUAGCAAAUCCUUCCGGAGGAAGGCCCGUGUUCCUCCGCCCGGUUACCGUUUUCGAAGCCAUUCCCCACCACAAAUUACUCAACCCUCUAUCACUGUGGACGGCGACCGCAAAGCCCCGUCGGGCAGGCUCAGCCGUCGGCAGUCCAACCUGGAUUUCGGACCGCCGCUGAAACGAUUGCCGAGCGUCAACAGCAUCGAUACCUCUUCCGUUUCGUCGCGAAAAGCGACCGCGCCAAGCAGCGCUGUCAAGGGAGGCAGGCGAGACCCAGAUUCGAGUUCUUCGUCGGUCGACUCCGCCGGAGCCGCCAAGAUGGUCAUGAACGCGUUUCGCAGGAGGAAAUCGACCGCGUUCAGCUCGUCCUCCUCGAUUGUGAAAACUUCUGAAGACGAGACGGAGUCUAAAGUGGGUAAUUCGGGCAGUGACAGGUCAGCCGCGACUGGUCGGGUGAGAAAAACGUCGAUCACCGGUACUCGUGGGGGCGGUGCAAUUGCAGUGGAAAAUGGUGACAAAAAUAUUACCACCUAGCUUAUGACUGAAAGCUAUAGAAUAUCACCAAUGUAAUCUGGAAAUAAAUCUCAUUUCAAAGGGGCUUCGUCAUCCUGAAGGCCUGCUCAAGCUGCAGAAGAAUGCAAUUACGACGCCAAUUUGACGUCACGAAAGGUUUACAGCGAAAAUCGCUCGUUGAAAUGUGUUCCACUUUUACGAAUUAGCAGCCCAGCGCGAAUAAAAUAUUUGAUCUGAUGUCCGAAGUUUUGUUUGCUGUUGCGCCAAUUA
Messenger RNA from Acanthaster planci (crown-of-thorns starfish), 1896 nucleotides. RefSeq lists its product as uncharacterized. NCBI's taxonomy places the organism in Eukaryota, Metazoa, Echinodermata, Asteroidea, Valvatida, Acanthasteridae. The record is from RefSeq and is a predicted model, not a curated record. Gene Ontology annotation, cellular component: nucleus. Gene Ontology annotation, molecular function: RNA polymerase II-specific DNA-binding transcription factor binding. Gene Ontology annotation, biological process: regulation of transcription by RNA polymerase II.